AUGCAUUUGCUCAUUUUAGGUGGUACUCACUACGUCGGGCGCCUUGUUGCAGAACAGGCUCUGGCUCGCGGCCACCAAGUCACCGUCUUCAAUCGCGGCAACAAGCCAGCCCCUGCAGGGGCGCAAGCCUUGCUCGGUGACCGCCUUGCAGAAAACGGAUACGCUGCUCUCGAUGGUCUUUCCUUCGAUGCCGUCAUUGACACUUGGGACUCGGACGCCUCUGCGGUGAAGCAGGCGAUUGCCGCGCUCAAUGGCCGGAUGAAGCACUAUGCAUUCGUCUCAAGCAUAAGCGUAUACGAUCGCAAGGCGUCGACAGCACCCUACGACGAGACCUCUGCGCUUCACGACACGGAUAAGACGCCAGUCAAGUACUUCAAGGACAAGCUGUGCUCAGAGCGCGAAGCUGCCGAAUCUGGCGUGCCGACGCUCAUUGUCCGUCCCGGACUCAUCGUCGGGCCCGGCGAGACAACGCCUGGCAGGCUGCCGUGGUGGCUUCGAAGAAUGGAGCGAGGCGGGCUGACGCUGGCGCCGGGGCCAGAAGACCUGGCUUUGCAAUUCAUCGACGGACGCGACCUGGCCGCGUUUCUGAUUGACGGUGCGGAGCGCAACAUUCAAGGCACUUUCGACGCCGUAUCGGGCAUGAGCCACAUUACGCUGGCAGGCCUCCUGGAGGCUGCCAAUGAAGCUGCCGGUGGCAGGGCCUCGCUGGUGUGGGUGGAUGGUGACGAGGUGGCGAAAGCUGUUGCCGGGAAGCGGAUGGAAAUCCCAAUGUGGCUCCCCAAGGCACAUGCUUCCAUUUUCCAGAGUACAGGCAAAAAAGCGGCCGCAGCUGGAUUGAAUAUACGGCCUGCGCUGGACACUAUCAAAGAUACGUGGGAUUGGGUCAAUAAGAGCGGAUGGAAGAUCGGAGAUGGGCCUGCAGGGGUGCUAGAAGAUGUUGAGGCUGCCAUUCUUGAGCAGCACGCCGAAUUAGACAAGCAAUGA
Messenger RNA from Akanthomyces muscarius, 984 nucleotides. RefSeq lists its product as uncharacterized. The record is from RefSeq and is a predicted model, not a curated record. Bases 1 to 984 code for a protein of 327 amino acids. The transcript has a single exon. NCBI's taxonomy places the organism in Eukaryota, Fungi, Ascomycota, Sordariomycetes, Hypocreales, Cordycipitaceae.